CACACCGCGCGGGGACGGUCGCAUCGCUGGGCUGGGCUGGGCUGGGCUGGCUGCAAUGGCCCCCUGGCUGCCCACCAAGAAGGAGAAGUAUGGAGUUGCUUUGUGGAACUUUUCGGGCACGAACGAGCAUCACCUGCCGCUGCAGAUCGGGGAUACCGUGCACAUCCUACAGGCCUCGGAGGGCUGGUACAGAGGGUACUCGCUCAGGAACAGAGCCACCUGGGGCAUAUUCCCUGUCACACUGAUCCACCUGAAGGGCGCCCAUGUGGAGCAGAGGGGGGCGGAGGAGAACAUUGUGCCGGCGGAGAUGCCGAUGGUGCAGGAGAUCACCACCACGCUGCGGGAAUGGGCCACCAUCUGGAAGCAGCUCUACGUGAUGGGGCAGAAGGAGCGAUACGGGCAGGUCAGGAGGAUGAUGUGUGAGCUGAUGGAGAGGCGCUCGCAGCUGCUCUCUGGGACACUCCCCAAGGAUGAGCUCCUGGAGCUCAAGAAGGAGGUGACCAGCAAGAUCGACUACGGGAACAAGAUCCUGGAGCUAGACCUGGUUGUGCGUGACAAGAACGGGAACAUCCUGGACCCCGACAGAACCAGCAUCAUCAGCCUCUUCCAGGCUCACAAACAGGCCACAAGCAUGAUCAGUGAGCGCAUCCAGGAAGAGAUGUGCUCCCAGCACAGCGAGCUGGGCUGCAGUGCCCACCUGGCCUCGCCCUCCCACAACCUCUACCUCUGCGUCCGCAACUUCGUCUGCAACAUCGGGGAGGAGGCCCAGCUCUUCACGGCGCUCUACGACCCCGGCCAGCAGAAGAUGAUCAGCGAGAACUAUCUGAUCCGCUGGGCCAGCACGGGGGUCCCCCAGGACAUCGAGUUGCUCAACAACCUGAAGGCCAUCUUCACGGACCUGGGCAGCAAGGACUUGAAACGAGAGAGGCUCUUCCUGGUGUGUCAGAUUGUGCGGGUGGGGCGCAUGGACCUGAAGGAGACCUACACGCGGAAACUGAGCACGGGCCUCAGACGGCCCUUUGGCGUCUCAGUGAUGGACAUUACAGAUAUCAUCAAGGGAAAAUGUGAGAGUGAUGAGGACAAGCAGUACUUCAUUCCUGUGCACCUGGUAGCUGCUGAGAAUGAUUUCCUUCACACCAUGAUAAAGAAAGCAGUGGAGGGGAAGGAAAUCAACCACAAAGGACAAGGGUUCUGGGUGUCUCUGAAAAUGCUGUGGGGAGACCUGAGUCAGGUGCGGAAAGAUCAUCCUCACUUGGUGGACCGCAGCACAGUUGUGGUCCGCAAGUUAGGCUUCCCAGAGAUUAUCAUGCCAGGGGACAUCAGGAAUGACAUUUACCUCACAAUAGUGCAAGGCGAGUUUGACAAGGGGAACAAGAAGACGCAGAAGAACGUGGAGGUGACAGUGUGUGUCUGUGAUGAGACUGGAAACAUGAUGCAGAAUGUGAUUUUCCCGGGUGCUGGUGACAAGCCUUCAAGUGAAUAUCGUUCUGUGGUCUAUUACCAGCAGCGGCAACAGCGGUGGAUGGAGACAAUGAAGAUUGCCGUUCCCAUUGAGGAUGUCCACAGGACCCAUCUGAGAUUCACCUUCAGGCACCGCUCUUCCAGUGACUCUAAGGACAAAAGUGAGAAAAUUUUCUCCAUGGCCUUUGUGAAGCUGAUGAGACCUGAUGGUACAACCCUGCAUGAUGGUGAACAUGACCUCAUUCUAUAUAAGGGUGACAUCAGGAAAUUGGAGGAUGCCAGCUCUUACCUGAAUCUACCUUUUACGAGAAGUCUGUCAGAAACCAAGACCCUUUCUGGUUCGUCAUUCCGAGUGAGUGGUGGCACGGCUGGUAUGGGCAUAUGUUCCCGGGACAGCUUCCAAAUCUCCACCCUCGUCUGCUCCACCAAACUAACCCAGAAUGUUGACCUUCUGGGGCUGCUGAAGUGGCGGUCAAAGCCCAACCUCCUGGCUGGAAACCUCCAGAAGCUAAUGAAGGUGGACGGAGGAGAAGUCAUCAAGUUCCUUCAGGACACCCUGGAUGCCUUGUUUUCAAUUAUGAUGGAGAAUUCAGCCACGGAUGUCUAUGACACACUCAUCUUUGAUGCCCUAGUUUUCAUUGUGGGGCUCAUUGCUGACAGGAAGUUCCACCACUUCAAUGCUGUUCUGGAGGCCUAUAUCCAGCAGCACUUCAGCGCCACACUGGCCUACAAGAAGCUGAUCUCAGUGCUGACGCAGUAUGUGGACUCAGCCAGCCAAGAGGAGCCCUGUGAGUCGCUCUUACGCACCUUCAAAGCCUUGGAGUAUAUCUUCAAAUUCAUUGUCCGCUCCAGACACCUCUUUGCCCAACUCUACGAAGGGAGAGAAAAAGCAGAAUUCCAGGCUUCGUUGCAGCAAUUCUUCCUGUCUGUCAAUCAGCUGAUGAAAUCCACACUGGAGAGUACAACCCUGCUGUCCCAGGGAGCCGCUCUGAAGUACCUGCCUUCGAUCCUGGAAGACGUGUUUGGGAUCUUCGACUCCUCUAUGCUGGGGUGUUUGCUGCGGGAUUUCAUUGGGAACCUGCCCCCUCUGCGCCUGCUCAAGCAGAAGCUGCAGUCCCUGACGGACAUAGUCAACAGCAAGAUCUUCCAGUCCUAUGAGUGUCGAGAGAUGCUGCUGCAUACUACCAUCCCCAUCCUUCGGCAGCUGAUUGAGACGGGAGAGGAGGAGGAGGCUUGCAUUGAGCUGCUCAGCAAUAUCCUGGAGGUGCUGUACAAAGCCCAGAAGAGAGCAGAAGAGCAGCUGACACGUCGGAGUGGAGAAGAGAGACAGCACAGGGAGGACUCUGAGCUGAGGAAGGUGAAGGGGCAUGUGCAGAUGAUUCUGGAGCAGCUGCUGCGCACCGUCAAUCGCAGGGUGAUUGUCCUUGACCAGGAGCACGACCUAAGAAGUCACUACGUGGCCUGCAUGGCAGCCAUCCUGAACCAGAUGGACGAGGCCCAUUACAGCUCCUACAUCCAGGCCUUCUCAGCCCGGACCGACCUGAUGGACUUUCUCAUGGAGACCUUCAUCCUGUUCAAGGACCUGAUCGGCAAGACGGUGUAUCCCUCUGACUGGAUGGUGAUGAACAUGGUGCAGAACCGGGAGUUCCUCCGAGCCAUCAACCAGUUUGCUGACACCUUGACCCAGAUGUUCCUGAGCAGCAGCAGCUUGGAACUGCAGCUUUGGAACAAUUAUUUCCACCUGGCAGUUGCCUUCCUCACCCAGGAUUCCCUGCAGCUGGAGAACUUCUCCCAGGCGAAGCGCACCACCAUCCUUGCCAAGUACGGAGACAUGAGAGCCACCAUUGGAGCCGCCAUCCGGGACAUGUGGUACAACCUAGGCCAUCACAAGAUUCGGUUUAUCCCUGGCAUGGUGGGCCCCAUCCUGGAGAUGACGCUGGUGCCCGAGCUGGAGCUGCGCAAAUCCACCAUCCCCAUCUUCUUCGACAUGAUGCUGUGCGAGUACCAGCUGACCAAGGCCUUCAGCAUGCCUCCUCAGCUGCUGCCAGAAUCACCCCGAGCUGGCCAAGCCCAGUGAGAAGUUCGUGGCCCUGGUCACGGGCCUCCUGGAGCGGUUGCUGGACUAUCGCGCUGUCAUGAACGACGAGAACAAGACCUACAGCAUGAGCUGCACCGUCAACCUGCUGAACUUCUACAAGGAAAUCGACCGCCGGGCCAUGUACAUCAGGUACCUGUACAAGCUCAAGGAGCUGCACGUCAGCUACGAAAACUACACGGAGGCGGCCUACACCCUGCUGCUGCACGCGCGGCUCCUCAAGAUGUGGGAGGAGGCGAUUCACAUCUGCAAGGAGCUGGCCGAGCAGUACGAGAGUGAGGUCUUUGAGUACGAAAUGCUGAGUGACAUCCUGCAGCGGGAGGCAAAGUUCUAUGAGAACAUCUUGAAGGUGCUGCGGCCUAGCCCAGACUACUUCGCCGUGGGCUACUACGGGCAGGGUUUCCCCACGUUCCUGCGGAACAGGGUGUUCAUUUACCGAGGCAAGGAGUACGAGCGCCGGGAGGACUUUGAGAUGCGGCUGCUGACUCCCUUCCCCUACGCCGAGAAGCUGCAGACCACGUCCCCACCGGAGCAGGACGUCACCGACUCACCGGGCCAGUAUAUCCAGUGCUUCACCGUGCAGCCCGUGGAGGAGGCCAGGGACCGAUUCAGGGGCAGGAACGUCCCUGAGCAGAUUGUCAAUUUCUAUAAAGCCAACAACGUCCAGCAGUUCAGCUACUCGCGGCCCUUCAGGAAAGGCCCGAAGGACCCUGACAACGAGUUUGCGACCAUGUGGAUUGAGAGAACGACCUAUGUGACGGCCUAUCCGCUGCCUGGGAUCCUGCGCUGGUUCAUGGUCAUAGCCACCGCCAGGACCAUUAUCAGCCCCCUGGAAAAUGCCAUCGAGACCAUGAAGAAAACCAAUGAGAAAAUCCUGACCGAGAUCAACCGGCACCACAGCGAGCCCAGCCUGCCUGUCAACCCGCUCUCCAUGCUCCUCAACGGCAUCGUGGACCCGGCCGUCAUGGGGGGCUUCGCCAAGUAUGAGACGGCGUUUUUCCAGGAGGCCUAUCUGACGGAGCACCCCGAGGACCAGGCCAGUAUUGAGAAGCUGCAGGAUCUGAUCGCCUGGCAGAUUCCGCUCUUGGCAGAGGGGAUCCGGAUCCACGGCAGGAAGGUGACUGAGGACCUCAGGCCCUUCCACGAGCGCAUGGAGCAGUGCUUCGUGCAGCUGCGAGCCAAGGUGGAGAGCCAGUACGGCCUGCGGGAGCUGCCCUUCCUGGAGGAGAGGCGCGGAGGCCGCCCCCACUCCAAGCUGUGGGGCCCGGAGACGGAGCCACCUAGCCGCCCACACCAAGACAGCACGGAGCCCCCUUCCUCCAGGAAGUCGGUGCCCUGUGCUCCUGAGCGUCCCCCUGAGGCCGAGGAGCGCAAGAGCGACCGCAAGGAGAAUCGCGGCAGCACCUUCUUUGGGUACCGGCGGCAGGAGCAGCGCCAGUCCGUCCUGGAGUCCCCGGAGCCCAAGGAGGAGAAGUGGAGACUCUCCCGGAACAUGACUGAGAGCUGCCUGGCCGGUGCCGAGGGAAAACAGCCACCCCCGGAGAGAGAUGCCAGCGCUGCAUCCCCUACCGCAACAGGGGCGUCAGGGUCCACCCGGGGCUUCACAGGACGGGUGAAGAGCGCCAGCAAGGCCCCCCCCCUGCCCCGCAAAAUCAGCUCCAGUGUGUACGAGACCUUCAUGGAGCAGAACGCCGCGCCCAACAGUGGGAAGCAGCUGACAGUGGAUGGAAGUAAAGGGCUGAAAUCACCACCCCCGCCACCCCCCAAAUCCAAGCGCAUAUCCCCGACCUGAGCUGCCCCACUGCCCAUGACCGGCCCCCUCGCUGUCCCGCUCAGGAGGGUGACUUUGCUGAUGGAGGUGUUUGCUGGCUGCUUGGUCCGGCCCCCACCCCUUUGUGCCCUCCAUGCUCCUGCACCCGCCCCCCCCCCUCCUCCUCCCCGGCUGAGCCCUGGGCCAGACUCAUUCAUCUUUCCUACAGCAGCCCGAGCAUCCCACCACCCCCUCACUCCAGUUCCCAUGUGCUUGGAGCUGCAGAAGCCCCAGCCUAGCUCAGCCUCCCUCUCACAGGAGGCACCAGCCUAGGUCAGGUCUAGGGCCGUCUGCCCCGCUGAGGAUGGUGUAGGAAACAUUGCAGCCAGCAAAUCUGCCCCAGUGAAGGGCUGCUGCUGCCCCAGGAGUUAGAGGUCAGCUGCAUUCCUGAAGCAGGGCUCUGGGUCCCUCCCCAGCUCUCCUUUUCCUACGAACUAGUUGUGCUCUGGAUAGUCUCGUUCUAAGGCCCAGCUCCUAAGCCAUCCUGUGGCGGUGAGUUCCACAGGCAAAUGCAAUGCUGCCUGGGGGAAAUAUUUCAGUUCUACGGCCUGUCCGUGUGCUGUGAGGCCAGGAGAACAGGGGCUCUGCUGCCCGGUGGCCGAGCAGUUAGUGUUUGAUAGACUCAGUCCACACACUUGGCAGGAACAAUCCCCAGCAGGUCAGCCCCCUUGGUACAGGACGGUUUGCCAGGUCCUGACCCCCUAGGGCUGCGCUGUCCCUGGGCGGGGCUGGAGGUGGGUGGCCCCUGAGCACCCAUACCCCCCCCGCGCUGGUCCCAGAGCAGCGCCGGAAUAGUCUCUGUAUCAGCCCCUCCCCGAGGCUGCGACCCCUGGAGCCGUGGUGCAGUGAGCUGCCUGCACACCGCUGGGGCCCCUCUGCAGCAACCGGAGAUCAGUUCAGCCACAGCCACUGCCCAUCGCCUGGUCCCAGCCGGCCUCCCGCACUGUGGGCAGCGCCCAUGGACUGAGCCCCUCCAGUGUGGGGCAGGAGCCAGCCUGCUGCUGCUGCUCUCGCCCCCACCUCCCACCCCCGGGCUGCAGCAUGAUGGGCUUGUGCGUCCCCACCAUGGGCUCUGCGCCAGCCGAGCCGACCUAGGGCUGGGGCAGCCCCAGGCUUUGUGUUCUGCCCACCCCCAGCCGGCCAGGCCCCGCUGCUUUCCCAGCGCGUCCCCGCCGCACUGCUGGGGUUCGUGUGCCUGGGGCCAUGGGAUGCCUCCAGCUGCCUGCCAAUAAAGCGAAUAAAUCCUCCAGCCUGCGCCCUGCAAAUCAGUGCCCAGCCCCGAC
Messenger RNA from Trachemys scripta elegans, 6649 nucleotides. Its product is annotated as dedicator of cytokinesis protein 2-like. Gene Ontology annotation, molecular function: guanyl-nucleotide exchange factor activity; small GTPase binding. Gene Ontology annotation, cellular component: cytoplasm; plasma membrane. The record is from RefSeq and is a predicted model, not a curated record. Gene Ontology annotation, biological process: cell migration; small GTPase-mediated signal transduction. NCBI's taxonomy places the organism in Eukaryota, Metazoa, Chordata, Testudines, Emydidae.